AGGUAGUUUUCAUGUGUACGCGUACGGAUAUAUUUUUCCGCUGUUUUCAUAUGGAAUUAUCUUCCGUCGCCACUUUUCUGUUAAAAUAAACAUUCAACUAGUUUAUUGGUAGUCAAAUGUUUUGAUUUCGGAUUUAGUGCGCUGUGUGUGCUGCCGUUGCAAUCAUCAUCAUCAGCGGAACAAUACUAACAGCAGAAGUUUCGCCGUCCAUCUUUGAAUCGUAGCCUGCUGCCUCGAGCGCUUGUUUCAUCGUACGUUCGCAUUCGUACGCCAUAAAGUGCUGAAGAAGGAUCUCUUCUCGGAGUGAAAGCGUAUUAAUCGUGUCUGUGCCGAGUAGUGGUGGUUAGGAGGAAAAUUUCCUUCAAUACUUUUCCCGUCGUAUGUGAUCGCGUUUAUCGCGAAAUUAUUUCAUCGUCUGCAGAAUCAUCACCAUCAGCCAGCCAGUUUGCAGACAUUGGAUACCUUCUGGAAGUUUUAUAUGUGCUAAAGGCAGCUCAAAUUACUCGAAGCCAAAAUGAGCUGUCCAAUGCCCGAGAUUGGCUCCUGCAUAUCGCUCAUUUCGAAAGCCGACAUCCGCUAUGAGGGACUGCUAUUUACCGUGGAUCCGGAUCGUUGCACGAUUGCUCUAGCGCGAGUGAAAUCGUAUGGCACGGAGGACCGCGAGACACAAUUUCCGAUUGCGCCGCAGAACCAAUGCUACGACUACAUCCUAUUCCGUGGUUCCGAUAUCAAGGACAUCCGGGUGAUCAACAACAACCCGGUGCCGAACGAUCCGGCCAUAAUGCAGAUGCAUUUACCACCAUCCGCACAGCUUCCGCCGAUGCAGAACAAAAUGGGUCAACCCGGAUUCCAGCCGCAGCAGGCCUUUAUGUUGCCCCAGAUGGGACCCAAUGCUCCAGGUCCGAUGGGUGGUCCCCCGCCAGGUCAUCAGCCGAUGGGCCAACCGUAUAGCUCCUUCGGUGGAUUGAACAAUAUCGGAGAAUCGAUUUUAGAUUUGAUGGGUAGUGGACCCGGUGGUACCGGUGGAUCCCGCUCGACGACGCCUAGCAAUUUGAUGUCGCGUAAGAGCCCAACCGUCGACAUGGGCGUGCAAACUAACCAACAUCAGCAAGGAGGUCCACAGCAGAACAAUAAUCGGGAUGUAAACCGUAAUAGCGGUGAUGGAUCUGGUUUUGAGCGCAACAAUCAGCGCAACCGAAAUAAUAGCCAAAGGAAUAACAACCAACGGGAGAGACGUGACUCAGGCAAGAAUGAUGGUCAAUUGAAAGAGAAUUUCAACAAGAAUAUACAGAGACAAGGAGGAGGUGUCAAUCAGAACCGUGGGUGGAACAAUAAUCGUGGCAAUAACCAGAAUAACGGCAAUAAUAUGCGUGGUCGUCCACGAGGUAGAGGAGGACCAGCACAGGGCACCAGCAACCAUUUUCGCCGAAAGAGUGCUACGUCUAGUGAUACCAAUAAUAAGAAACAGCCUAAUAACAGCAAUCCUAAUAACAAGAAGCCUAAUAAUCAAAAACAGGGCAGCGGCAACCGUGCGAAGAAUACUCUCAAGUUCGAAAAUGACUACGAUUUCGAGCAGGCCAACAGCAAGUUCGAGGAGCUGCGUUCCCAACUGUCCAAACUCAAGGUGGGCGAUGAAGUCAAGCCGGAACAGCUGACCAGCGAUGGUAUCGACAAGAAGGAUGAUUCUGGCAACGAAACCGGUGCCGGUGAACAGGAGCAGGAAGAAGAGGAUAUUUCGUGUUACGAUAAAACCAAGUCGUUCUUCGACAACAUUUCCUGUGAGGCGAUCGAGCGUGCCAAGGGCAAGCAGCAACGCACGGAUUGGCGACUGGAGCGCAAGUUGAACACGGAGACGUUCGGUGUUGGUUCGACUAGACGUGGAGGAUACAACAGACGUGGCGGAUAUUACAACCGUGGCCCGAAUAACUAUCGUGGCUAUAAUCAGUACCGUGGGGGUAACAACUACCGAGGACGUAGUGGUAAUCGUAACAACCAGUCCAACGGUAUUCCCCACAUUAACAACGGUCGCAACCAGCAACAACAACAACAGCAGCAACCAUCCCUAAACCAGCAGCAACAACCUGCUGUUAUAGAAGUGGCAGCGGGCAAAUAAUGCUACACAACACCAACUACAGAUGUACUUUUACUUUUAAAAAGCUGACCAGAGUUCCGUUAAGCUUACCAUCACAAGAAAGAUCAACCGAAACAAAACGAGCACAUGGUAUGGUCAUGGUCCCUGUGGUUGAGAUGUAAAUAGAAGUACACAAUGAAGUGAACGAAAAGAGAGAUUGAUUAUGAAGUCACCAGCGAACGCGCAUACAUUGUUGUCCUCUUAUAUCAGGGAAAGCUUAGCCACUUCACUACCCUCUCUAGCACCUCAUAUGAAGGAUCAUCGACAGCAGCCAUAAACCAACUAACUGAAUUGAGUGGACUUGAGAGAAAAUGUACAGAAUCGUUUGUUUCUACGAACAAAGAGUGAAAGUCACAAUAUUAAGUAGUACGAAUCGUUCUCCUCUUGCCAGAUCAGUAAAGGAGAGUGAUGACUGGAAUAAAUGCAAGACAAUCGGCCCGUCAACAGUUUGUAGCAAAUGGAACUGAAUAUGAGAAUAACAUCGAACGUGUGUGGAUGUCCCCACCAAAUGUCAAAUUUGCAAACAAAACAUCAGAGGCAACCUUGCGUGUAAAAAGGCAUUAUUAAAAUCGUUUUCUUUCCCUUCGAUUCAGCCAUACCGCUCGAUGGUGUGCAACGUGAAGUUUGGUUUUCUAUUGCUGGCAACAGAAAAUCUUCUAUUUUUUAAUGUAGUGGCAUAGAGGACAACCCAACGCUAGAGGAGAGGAACAAUGAUGUUGCGUACAGUAAUUAGAGAAUUCGAAAAAAAAUAGAAUUUCGCCGUUCGAUUUUUUUAUGAUGAAUGGAGAACUCGUAGUGAUCGAAACCAAACGCAGGAAUAACGGAAUUUGUAUUCGGAGUAGAAAGAAGUGAAGAUGAACGAGCAACUUAUCGUGGGAAAUUAAUACUGAUAAGCUAAGCUACAAUGCAAAGCUUCAAACUAAUAUAAGAUAUUCACUCACCUUACCGCGGAGGAAGUUAAAAAGAGUGAAGAUAACGAUGAAGAAAAUGAUGAAGAAUUUAUUUAGCGAUUGAUGGAAACAAUGAAAUGAGAUGGGAGAUGAAACAGAGAGUCUCAGCACGAAGCGAUCCGGAUUUAGAAAUUUGGUCGUACGUUCGGGGGAAGCAGCCGAAAUGAAACUUUCCUUUAAUCGUGCGUUAUAGAGUACCUAGGGAGCAAACGGUGCGUGAACAACUUCUCGCUAUUAACAAGUUCUCUUUUUCUGUAUUAUUUUUAAUUUAAUUUCCGUUUUUAAAUAUGAAAAUGCAUGUUUUCCUGGAAAAAGACAACUAUAUAUUGCUUGCUUCGAUUAAAAACAAAGCAAUAAGAUUUGAUUUAUGUUGAUGUUCUCAAUUUUUUUCUCGCGAAUCGCAAUAUUUAGUAUUUAUCCGGUGAGCUUUCAAAAUAGUGCAGAGCAGAAAAAAUGAAUGUUAUUUCAACAGGUAGGCCCGUAAUCUCGCAUAACAUUUCAUUGGAAAAGAUUGUAACAUGAAGGGAUAUGGAACAAGAUAUGUAACAAUUAAAAUUAUGAGAAUAAUAUUGAAUAAUUAUAUAUAUCAUAUUUGAUAGAAGAAAUAAUAGGGUGACAGUUAUUUCAGAAAAAGCUUCACACUUAUACAUCCAAAUCGGAAGAGAGAUGAAACUAUUCACACGCAUAAAUAUGAUAAUGCCCGCUCCCAAAUACAGUAAAUAUUAGCUAAAUGGUGUAAAUCGAAAAUAGGGAGUAAAGAGGCGAUAGACCUGAGGAGACUUUGAAUGAAACCACCCUUAUUAACUAUUAGUUCAUAUAUAUGGUAGAAAUUUGUGGAAUCUAAACUCACAGAUACAUACAAGGAAUAGAAGUACAAUUGUAAGCUGGCUAAAAUUCCCGAAUCGCCCCCACCAUAAAUGGGCUCCUAACUGCUGACGCGGGUGAUGUUCGGGAUGAUUCAAUGAAUAAUGGGAGUGUCAUAAUGCUAAGGAUCCAGUUAAUGGAAGAAGAUGGUCAAAUAUGUGGAUAAUGAUUUUUUUCUGAUUUAGGAAAAUACACAUUAUUUCAUUAUAUAAUAAAUUUAUAACGGAAGAUGGGAGAGACUUUUUACUAACAAGUUCCGUAUGGAUGAGGUGCCGUCGUGAUUGGGAAAGGAUUGAAUAGGAUAAUAUUAGUUUUCCAUGCUGAUGUGAAAGAAGAUCGAAUGAGAGAACGAAUAAGCUUAAACAUAUUGGAGAUCCUGAACGAUGGGGAAUGGCGAGAGGAUAACAGAACAAAGCUUAUUUUAUAACAAGCCCGACAUAUGGACAAAUAGUAACCCCGAGGGAAACAGAAGUAUAGAUCGGAUUCGUAUAUGUGUAAUAUAAACAAUGUUGCUGAGAGAAAAUACGAUAUGAUUUCCACAAUAUGCAGCGAAGCAAACGCGUCAUUAGAAGAACGAUAUAAUGAACAUGAAAACAAAGCCAAAUUCGGUCCAA
Messenger RNA from Toxorhynchites rutilus septentrionalis, 4559 nucleotides. It is a transcript of the gene tral, whose product is annotated as protein LSM14 homolog B. Lineage: Eukaryota; Metazoa; Arthropoda; Insecta; Diptera; Culicidae. Gene Ontology annotation, biological process: cytoplasmic stress granule assembly; P-body assembly. Bases 515 to 2113 code for a protein of 532 amino acids. Gene Ontology annotation, molecular function: mRNA binding. The transcript is spliced from 9 exons. Gene Ontology annotation, cellular component: P-body. The record is from RefSeq and is a predicted model, not a curated record.